AUGAGUUCGCCUGUAACAGUUCAUCUUGGACGUGAAGGAACUGAACGACCAUGGGGUUUUCGUCUUCAAGGUGGUAGUGAUUUUUCUAUCCCAUUAUCGAUCCAACUGGUUAAUCCGGACACGCCUGCUCAUGCAUAUGGUAUAAAUGCUGGUGACCAGGUUAUAGCAAUCAAUGGUCGGAAUGUAGCUAAUGUAACGCAUCAAGAAGCCAAAAUGGAAAUAACCCGAUCAGGAAAUGAACUUGAAUUAACUGUCAUCAAAGGAGCAGUCAAUCAACAGUCUAUGCCUAAAGCACAACCCAUAUCACAAUUAAGAACAGGUCCCGUACAUCAAAUGCCUACACCACAAACUGCUCAACCUAAUUUUGCAUUACCAAAUCAGCCUCAAACGCAUAUCGGUAGUAGCCAUAAUCGAGCAGCAAUGCCAUUCGAUGCUCGAGUUGGAAACGAAAUGACUUAUCAAGCAGCUAAACCAACUAAUUGGCAACCUGGAGAUUAUACAAAGGAAGAACCUGAACAUCUACGUCCUAAACUUACGAAUUUUGAAUCUUCACCAGCCUACAAUAAAGAUCCACUUCAACGUGAAACUUGGCGACCAAAAGCUUAUCGUGACAACCCUCAGGCACCAGCACGUAAUGUGGGCACAGCUGUUUACCAUGCUCAGUAUAAUUCUCCGAUAGGACUUUACAGUGACGAUAAAGUUUUAGAAGCGUUUAAAUCACAAGCAGGCAGUUUAAUUGAUGAUAUCAAAGGUAGUUCAAACAAUAGUUCUUCUCAAUCAUCUAAUAUAUAUAACAAUCAACAACAAAAUCAAACGUCAUCGGCAUAUCAACCUCUAAUGAAUCCUCAGCAACAAAAUAUUCCUCAUUCGUCUGAAGCUAAACUUUCUCGAUCAUUUCGUGCCCUAGAACAAGAUCUUAGCUCUGUACAAGGAACAUCACAAGCACCUAAAUCUAUUUUUGAUCAACGUCGCCAACAGCAACAGCAGCAACAGCAACAACAACAACAAUCUACUGGUUUUCGAAGUGUUAAACCACCUGAAGAAGUUCCACCUGAACUACAACGAAGACCCUAUCAUACUGAAUAUCAAGUUGAACAUGUUCAAGAAAAAUGGCUGGAACCAAAAAUAAAAUAA
Molecule: messenger RNA, 1134 nt
Organism: Rotaria socialis
Lineage: Eukaryota; Metazoa; Rotifera; Eurotatoria; Philodinida; Philodinidae
Source: the annotation of a GenBank genome assembly